Colletes gigas is the source of this 660-nucleotide messenger RNA. RefSeq names its product serine/threonine-protein phosphatase 6 regulatory ankyrin repeat subunit C-like. The coding region runs from base 1 to 660 and encodes 219 amino acids. The record is from RefSeq and is a predicted model, not a curated record. NCBI's taxonomy places the organism in Eukaryota, Metazoa, Arthropoda, Insecta, Hymenoptera, Colletidae. The transcript has 3 exons. Gene Ontology annotation, molecular function: protein binding.
AUGAGUCAGUUUUGUACAGGGUUAACGCCGCUCCACAAGGCUGCAUUCCUCGGGCACACGAACGCUCUCGAGAAACUGCUCGAAAAUGGCGCCACGAUAGAUUGCACGGACAGCUUAGGCCGGUCUCCGUUGCACUACGCUACUCUUCAAAAGGACGUCGAGAGCGCCACCGUACUGUUGACAAACAAUGCGAAUACAAACGUUUACGAUGUCUUUGACGAAUGUCCAUUGUACACCUGCAUUUUGCGAAGGCGGUCCUAUUCUAUGAUCAAAUUGCUGUUGUCCUUCGGAGCAACGGUUUCGUCCGCGCCUCAUAAAAGUUCACUAGGAUUGCUGCUCGAGAUUGUUUUGUCCGCGCGAAGCAUAUCGGAUCUGUAUAUAUUGGACCUUCUGUUUCAAAACGGAGCAGAUUUAAAUACGACAGACAUCGGUUUGCGUACGCCGUUGCAUAUCGUUGCCAUGACGGGGAAUUUGAUGUUGGCUCUAUAUCUUGUCGAGGAAGGGGCUGAUUUGCAUCGGAAAAAUCGCAACGGUUAUACACCAUUGGAGGUGGCUAUAGCGUAUAAAAAUUUCGAGAUCAUCGAACUGAUCGAAUACUCGCUUUCGAAAAAAUCAGAAAUAAACUCGACGAGCAGUAAGACCACUCUUAUUAACGAAUAG